AUGAGUGCCGCUAAGAAAGUUGCCGUCAUCGCGACGAGCACUCGAACCCCACGCAUUGGAACUAAGGUCGCGGAACUGGUGAAAGACACCAUCACCACAGAUGCUACCACCAAUGGCAUCGAUCUGAAUCUUGUAGAAGUCUCUUCUUUCAGACUUCCCGUCUUCGAUGAACAGAUCAUUCCCGCCCAGGUCCCAGCUGCAGGUGACUUCGCCCACGAGCACAGCAAAGCGUGGAGCAUGGAAAUCGCCAAGUACGAUGCCUACAUCAUUGUGGUUCCAGAAUACAACUACGGCCUGCCUGGCGGCACCAAGAAUGCCAUUGACUACUUGUAUAACGAGUGGAUCGGCAAACCCAUUGCUGUAGUCAGCUAUGGCAUCAUGGGUGGCAACUCGGCGUCAGCGCAGGCGCAGAAGACGCUGGAGGGCAUGAAACUCCGGGUUGCGCCGACGCGACCGGCGCUUGCUUUUGCGGGUGGGGCCGGACCGGAUCUGGUGGCUGCCAUGGGCCACGGAGAGAUCGGGGAAGAGUCGCGGAAGAAGUGGGAGGGAGAAUCGGAGAGCAUACUCAAAGCCUUCGAUACUGUGCCGCUUGGCUCUGCAUUAGCCGGAAAUUCUCGUCGCAUCGGCUCACAAUUUGAUCCUUUAUCACCCUUCGCCUUUUGUUCUCCCUUUUCCCUUCUUUUCCACCAUGCGCCUUUCAUCGCCGUCAUUCGUUUUCUGUCCUUCAUCGUCAUGAGGACGUCCGCUCUUUUCGCGCUCAGUGGCUGCGCUGCCACUGCCCUAGCGCAAGUCCAUCUACCGUUCUCCCAUCGACCUCAGCCGAAGGCCAGUAGCAAUGUCGAAACCAGGGACGUGGCGGACCGUCGAUCAGUUUCUGCGAUGGAUGUUUACGUGACGGAUUGGAAUUAUUUGGUCAACGCCACUGUCGGUACACCGCCACAAGAUAUUUCCUUGAGAGUCUCCGUGCAGGCUGAGCACACCUGGGUCCCAAACGCCAAGUAUUGCGACUAUUACAACUAUAGCGACUAUUACGAUUCUUCUUCCACCAGGAGCGCCUAUUACCUCGAUUCAUAUUCGUGCAAAUACGGCGCAUUCCAGAGCAACGAGUCAUCCACCUACGUCAACCCCGGCACCGAGGACUUUAGCACUAGGUACUCGGUCGGCCGAGCUAAGGGAGAAUGGAUUAGCGACACACUAGGCGUGGCUGGCAGCCAGAUAUCCAAGAUGAUCAUGGGCUAUGUUCAAUCGGCAGAUGUAUUGAUCGGUGUCCUUGGCCUGGGUUUCAACACCACCGGAAGUGCACAAUCUACCGCGAGCCCGAGCAGUACCUCGAAUUAUCCUACCGUUCCUGAACGCCUCGUACAAGAUGGUCUCAUUAGCUCCCCCGCGUACAGUCUCUGGCUGGACGAUUCAUCCGCCACGUCUGGGAAUCUUUUGCUGGGUGCGAUCGAUACAUCAAAGUUUGAGGGCCCUCUUCUUCGUUUCUCAGUGCGCACAACGGGGUCAUGGUCAACAAGCAGGCGAUUUGACACCUUCAUCACGUCCUUCAAUGGUAGUAAGUCAGAUACAGAUGACCUACAGCCUCUCGGAGAAUCUUUGCGUCAACAAACCGACGCAUAUGACACCUCGGACCUAGUGCUUCUCUCGCCAGAUGCUGCUUUAUCAGUGCUACCCGACGACAUAGCCUUAGAUCUUUGGGCUCUGGCUGGCGCUUCCUGGAAUGAUGACCUCGGCUACGCGAUUAUUGCUUGCACGGAAAACACCACCACGGGUCGCUUGGCUGUGCAGCUGUACGGAUCGGAGGGACCUGUGUUGAAUGUAGCUCUUGCCGACCUCGUGGUGUCUCAAGAUGUUUGGUCCCAUUCGGAGUGGUCUUGGGAGACCGAGUCGGCCUCCGAGUACUGCCUGUUUGGAGUCCAGUCGGAAAAUUCCACCUCGACAUACACGUCUUCUUCCUAUCCAUACUCCUUGGGCAAUACAUUCCUCAAACAUUCCUACAUGGUAUUUGACCUAAUCAAUGAAGAGAUUGGCUUUGCGAAGACAAAGUUCAGCAGCACGCAGACGGAAAAUCUAGUUCCGUUCUCAAGCCUCGGAGCUCAGAUCCCCGCGUCAACGAGCGUCAUGCCGGAUUGGUGCUCAUCUACCUCAUCUCAAUGUCGAACAGGUGAUUCGGGUUCGGGCUCCGGAGGCGGAUCCUAUGGCGGUGGUACAACCUACCUGGGCGAUGGCUAUUACCCUGGACAUCUCCCGCUGGAGGCAAACCUAGCCAUCGGCCUCAGUGUCGGUGUCUUCUGCACUAUGGUCAUGGGUCUGUCUAUCUGGGCCAUCAGACGAGGCCGUCGCAUUAGAAAGGCCCAGAAAGAGCUGGCUGAAAAGCAAGCCGACGUGGAACCCGGCGGCGAGACACAGGUCGGGGCCGCCGAUGGAAAUGCUGUCAACUUGGCUCAAGAAGCCUUGCGUCCUCAACAUCCGCCAGCUGCAGUGGCUCGAGAUCCUUCUGUAACAGAUGCAGAUGCAGAGCAACGUGCUACUGGAAUUGUGGGAACUGCCAAGUGA
This is a messenger RNA of Colletotrichum paranaense, 2556 nucleotides long. RefSeq names its product aspartic proteinase. Gene Ontology annotation, molecular function: aspartic-type endopeptidase activity; oxidoreductase activity. Gene Ontology annotation, cellular component: fungal-type vacuole. The record is from RefSeq and is a predicted model, not a curated record. NCBI's taxonomy places the organism in Eukaryota, Fungi, Ascomycota, Sordariomycetes, Glomerellales, Glomerellaceae. Bases 1 to 2556 code for a protein of 851 amino acids. Gene Ontology annotation, biological process: proteolysis. The transcript is spliced from 2 exons.